This is a messenger RNA of Vespula pensylvanica (western yellowjacket), 1456 nucleotides long. RefSeq lists its product as uncharacterized. The record is from RefSeq and is a predicted model, not a curated record. Bases 94 to 597 code for a protein of 167 amino acids. NCBI's taxonomy places the organism in Eukaryota, Metazoa, Arthropoda, Insecta, Hymenoptera, Vespidae. The transcript has 3 exons. Gene Ontology annotation, biological process: negative regulation of smoothened signaling pathway. Gene Ontology annotation, cellular component: Golgi apparatus; ciliary membrane.
ACGUGUUUUUAUUAAAUAUGCAAAGUUGUAAUUAAUUAAUAUGCAAUCGCGUAUAUUAACGAGGAGAUCGAUUGUUUAAAUUAAUAACGUGAAAUGGAUAAACUAACGAUCAUUUCGGGAGCUCUAUUUUUGGCAGCUGAUAUGUUUGCAAUCGUUAGUCUGGGAAUGCCUGACUGGAUUAUAACUGAUGUUGGCGGAGAUACGCGAUUAGGUCUUAUGUUGUCUUGUAUGACGUUAUACAACAGGCCAAGAGUUUGUUAUACGCCUGAUUUGGAGCCAGAAUGGUUACUAGCCCUUGUUUUUAUAUUGGUCGGAUGUAUUUUAAUAACAACAACUGUGAUAUUGCUGAUCAGUUCGCAUUGGGACCGUAAUGUAAUUCCUUACGCAAGAUGGGUUGGAUUUACGGCGAUGGUACUAUUUUGCUUGGCGGCUGUUCUAUUUCCAAUGGGUUUUUACAUUGACGAAAUUGGUGGACAACCGUACCAAUUACCAAAUUCACAUCAAGUUGGAAUCUCUUAUAUCCUCUUUGUUCUGGCACUAUGGAUCACAGUUAUUUCUGAACUUUUUGCAGGAAAAGUAUGUUUACCACAUUUUUAGCGUUACGCGAUGAUAUUUUCUAAUUAUGCCCUUUAUACUAGUUUCUUUUUAAUAUUCAGUAUUAUAUAUUUUGAAAGGGAUUACAUUUCAAAGUUCAGCGAGACUUUAUUAGAUUGGGCUAAAAUUUCUUAAAGAAACGACAUCUUUUCAAUCCGUUAUACCUAUUGAUUUGCUUUUCUUACGUAUUACGGUUAGUAAGCAAAAAUAAUUGUAAUAUAAAAAGUAAGUAAGUAAAAGUAAGUUAAAAAAUAUCCGAGUUACGCUAAAGAAUUACUUGUCUACUUGUCAGUCCAUUGUAUUGUCCAAAUUAUCAGAGCAACGUAUGCUUGUAACAAUUUGAAAAUUGCUAUCCAAUAUUGCUGAUGUUAAGAUCAGCAGAGAGCCAUUUUUAGAUAUUACGUUUCAAAUGGUUUUUACUCGUUAAACAGAAUUUUCCAUGUGCUAUAGAAAUACAUGAUGAAGUAAAAUAUUCCUAUUUUGCAUAUAUUGUAUCUUAAUACACAUGACAGCUUAUACAUAAUGUAUAUACAUAGAUUUAUUUUUUUUGUUUUUUUGUUUUUUUCUUUUUUUAUAAACUAAAUAUUUAUUUACAAUUUAUAGUAGAUAUACUAAAAUGAAAAGAAAUAUAUUGUAUUUUACUGUUAAGUUACAUACACUUGCAAAAUUUCACUUAUAUCAAGAUUUUAUCUACAUUAUAAACAUUUUACUUUAUAGAUAAUGUAUGUAUGUAAAUACGAUAUUUCAUAAUUAGAAUUUCUAGUUUUACCAUUUUGCAUAGCUAUAGUAUUACUCAAAUCUUAUCUGUAUAUUACUCAAAUUUCUUGUAUUUCCACAAGAAAUAAAAGUUUACACCAUAUUA